AAAUAUGGGUUUGAGCUGAAAAUGAUAGAAAGGUAAAAAAAUGUUAACUUAUAUCGUCAAAUAUUGAUCAACUUCUUUCACUAUUUUGUUCUUGUUGUAACAACAACCACCAAAAAAACAAGUUUGUAUUGACAGUUAAUGAAAGACCAAGUCAAAUUCUAAUUUUGGUAAUUCGGUUUUCUCAUUAAAUCGCCUAAUUUAAAGCAUAGCCUCAACUUCUUCACAUUCAAAUCUCUUUAUAUAACACUUAUGAUCAUCUGAUCUCUCCGACAAAAAGAACAAAACUACAAAGUACAAACAAUGGCUGACGCAACAGAAAAAGCUGAGCAUGACCGUAUUUUCAAGAAAUUUGAUGCUAAUGGAGAUGGAAAAAUCUCAGCGGCCGAGCUUGGAGAUGCUCUCAAGAACCUUGGCUCGGUCACACACGAGGACAUUAAGCGUAUGAUGGCAGAGAUUGAUACCGAUGGCGAUGGAUACAUCUCGUACCAAGAAUUCAUUGAUUUCGCAAGUGCCAAUCGUGGUCUUAUGAAAGACGUUGCCAAGAUUUUCUAAAGUAAAAUGAACAGAUCUAAUCUAUAUUUAUAUGAAAGGGUUUGAGAAUUAAUCGUGUUCAAUUUGUUUUGUAAUGACAAUCAUUUGAUGAAGUAUGUUUUUUUUUCUUUAUGUCUUUAUUUUCAUGUAAUGGAAGAUCUUGGAUUAUUCUUGAAG
This is a messenger RNA of Arabidopsis thaliana (thale cress), 708 nucleotides long. RefSeq names its product Calcium-binding EF-hand family protein. Lineage: Eukaryota; Viridiplantae; Streptophyta; Magnoliopsida; Brassicales; Brassicaceae. The coding region runs from base 301 to 552 and encodes 83 amino acids. Gene Ontology annotation, molecular function: calcium ion binding. Gene Ontology annotation, cellular component: cytoplasm. The record is from RefSeq and is marked reviewed. The transcript has a single exon.